AUGCGGGAACGAGACAGCAGUCCGAACACUGAACUUCCAGAAAUUCCCAUACCAAGUGUGCCUGCGUUCCAGCCAUCCACCCCUAUCCCUGAGCGCCUGGAAGCUGUACAGCGCUACAUCAGGGAGCUUCAGUACAAUCACACUGGGACACAAUUCUUUGAGAUCAAGAAGAGCAGACCUCUGACUGGGCUGAUGGACCUGGCCAAAGAAAUGACCAAAGAGGCCCUGCCAAUAAAAUGCCUGGAAGCUGUGAUCCUGGGAAUUUACCUCACCAACAACAUGACCACGCUGGACCGUUUCCCCAUCAGCUUCAAAACCCACUUCUCAGGGAACUACUUCCGACACAUUGUGCUGGGGGUGAACUUUGGAGGCCGCUAUGGGGCACUGGGCAUCAGCCGACGUGAGGAGCUCAUGUACAAAGCACCCGUCUUCCGCACACUGAGCGAACUCAUCUUUGACUUCGAGGAGGCAUAUCGCCGCUGCUGGCACACUCUCAAGAAGGUGAAGCUGGGCCACUGUGUGUCCCAUGACCCACACAGUGUGGAGCAGAUCGAGUGGAAGCACUCCAUCUUGGAUCUAGACAAGCUAACCCGGGAAGACUUCCGCAAAGAGCUUGAGAGACAUGCCCGUGACAUGAGGCUGAAGAUUGGCAAAGGAACUGGGCCACCAUCUCCCACCAAGGACAGAAAGAAAGAUGUCCCCUCCCCACAAAGAGGUCAGGCCAGCCCCCAUCGGCGCAACAGCCGGGGGGACCGACGGCCAUCUGCUGAGAAGAAGCCUGCCGAUUCCAAAGCCAUGCCAGACCUCAAUGGGUACCAGAUCCGGGUGUGAAGAGAGCUGUGCCGUGUGUGCCUGGCUCCAUAGACUUCUUGCUGGCCACAGUUGGGACCUGUCUCCACCUGCAGUGAUUCUGACAAAGGGGACAGGGGAGCAGGAGUGGAACAGAGUGCUGAUCUUCCCAGGUACUUCCUAGUGGGCCAGUCCCAGAGCUGGAUCCCAUGGGUCCCAGAGGAUUCACCUGCCUGUUUCUGGGAGAGGUGUCCAUCUUAAUUCACUAAAACAAGUAUUUUUUAAGGAAAAAAAAAAAAAAAUCUGUACGUUGGGGGGAGUUUGCUGCAGAAGAUUAUGAAGUGAGUGGGGUCAGCAGACUUGCUAUCAAUUUUUUUGUGUUGACAGCAAGUAGAUGAAGCAUCUUGUUGACAAUACUUCUUCCGUGUCUGCACAGAAGUCUUCAACCCAUGCAAGGCCUGCAGGGCUGAGGGAGAAGUGAUGCUG
Molecule: messenger RNA, 1275 nt
Organism: Opisthocomus hoazin
Lineage: Eukaryota; Metazoa; Chordata; Aves; Opisthocomiformes; Opisthocomidae
Source: RefSeq, a predicted model, not a curated record